AAUCAUAGCAAUGGUUUUAUUUUAUUUUGAGGUUAUAAAAAUGAGUUUCAUGGUGUUAUUGGAUCGAGUGUCAAAAACAAAUUAAUUAAAACCCUAUUAAUGCUACAUUUACAUAGUUCUUUAAAGCUUUGUAGUGUUGUAAUAAUUUCGUCAUUCAAAAGAUCUUUUUCUUCAGCAAAGGCCAGAAUGCAAGUUUUUACGCAAAAAAGGAACCCAUUAACGGGCAGCACCGAAUGGGACGUGCAGCAUGAGGAUUAUGAUUAUCACCAGGAGAUAGCCAGGAGUGCCUUUGCAGACAUGUUACACGAUACUGAGAGGAAUCAGAAAUAUUAUAGAGCCCUUAAGCUGGCUAUCGAGAAGACGCAUGGAGCUGGCAAGCAAGCUAAUGUUUUGGACAUAGGUACUGGGACUGGUCUUCUUUCUAUCAUGGCUGCUCGAUGUGGAGCAGACUCAAUUGUAGCCUGUGAAGCUUUCAAACCGAUGGCUGAAUGCUGUGCAAAUAUACUAAAAAAUAAUGGAGUAGCAGAUAAAAUAACCCUCAUUCCUAAGAGGUCUACUGAAUUGACAGUUGGUGUAGAUGGGGAUAUGAAGCAGAAAGCAAACAUAUUGGUGACAGAGGUGUUUGACACGGAGUUGAUUGGGGAAGGAGCCAUAUCAACAUUUUCUCACGCACACCGGCACCUCUUAGAAGAGGAUUGUAUUGUGAUCCCAGAUUCAGCAGUAAUAUAUGUGCAACUAGUUGAGUGUCCCACCUUGCAGAAGUGGAACAAACUCAAUGAUUUGGCUGAUGAAGAUCUGCAAGUCAUACUUAGGACACCACAGAAGAUGAAAGAUUGUGCGGGCUCUGCAGCUGUCCAUGACCUCCAGCUGUCUCAGCUUCCUCGGGCAUCAUUUCGUGAACUCUCCGACCCCAUCCCGGUGUUCUACUACGACUGGUCCGGCCGCAGCCCCAUAGAUUUCAAGCGGACUGUCAAACAAACAUUUACCGCUACUGGCACGGGCCGAGCGCAAAUGGUCUUCAUGUGGUGGGAACUCAAUAUGGACACUGAAGGUAGGAUAUGCCUCAGUUGUGCGCCUUGGUGGAGCCACCCUGACGCCAACAUUACGGCCGAACGACCUCAAGAUUCGAUUCCCUGGCGAGACCAUUGGAUGCAAGCUGUCUACUAUCUUCCUCAAGAAAUAACGCUAAAAAACCACCACGAAGCCACACUCAUUUCCUGCCAGGACGAAUAUUCUCUAUGGUUCUACUUAGAAGACGAAAAAAUCAAGCAAAAGCAUUAUAAAAGACCUAUAUGCGAGUGCGGAGUGCAUAUGGCUUUAUCCAGAACGCACGUUUCGUAUUUGAACGAUGGAAGGCGAAGUAAAAAAUUCCUAAGUAAGAUGAAAGAAGAUUUAACGAGGGAUUCUGUGGUUUUAGAUUUGAACGGCAGCAGUUUCCUUGGUUUAGCUGCGGCGAAAAUUGGCGCGAAAAAAGUUUACAUUCUAGAGAAUCUGAAUUUGAAUGUUGGUUUUUUAAACGACUAUAUCGUAGAGAAUGGCAUAGAGAAUGUGGUUAUAGUGCCAGAGAUUACGAAUGACAUUUUGAAUGAGGUGACAAAUGUGGUGGCUGAUCCGAAUUUCAGUAAUGCAAUAUUGCCUUGGGAGAAUUUGAAGAUUGCGUAUUUGUUGUAUAAAUUCUGCAGUGCGUUGUGUGGGCAUGUGUCGAUGUUGCCUGAAGGCUGUGAGUUUUGGGCGAUGCCAGUGCAUUUUCUGGACUUGCACAAGAUAAGAAUACCCCUAGGUAGGUGCGAGGGUAUCGACAUGACGUUGUUCGAUGAACUUGUUGAGAAUUCGCGAGUGAUAAGCGACGCGGAGAUAGAGCCGCAGCCGCUGUGGGAGUACCCGUGCAGGAGCCGCGGCGUCCCCCGCAAGCUGCUGGACCUCAGCUUCACCCAAUUACAAGCUACUUAUGCGCACAAUGACGCGCAUCCGUUGACAGACACAGAUAGCGAAGAAGAACAAACAGUGAACGGAUUCGUGAUAUGGGCCGUUUGGAAAGUGGGGGGGAAGGAGAUCAGCUCGGGCCCCAGCGAGUGGCCCACUGUUGGGGACUGGGUGCAGUGGGACAUGCACACGAGGCAGGCUGUCAAAAUACUGAAACGUGACUACACAGUGAUCUCUUCAGACACGUGGAGUCACCAGGCGACUUGUGACCUCGAACGCGGUCAGUUCAAUGUAGACGUCAAUUUGGUGCUCCGGGACGACUUAUAAAAUAGUAAAUUAGCUCCGACCAGCUUUUAUUAGUUCCGACCAACUGAAGCGACUAUUUUAACAAGAUUUUAACUUGUAAUGUAACUAUAUGUUGUCCCUAUGUCUAUUCGGUUGGAUCUUUCAACUCAAGUUGGAAGCAGAUAUCUUCAACAGAUUGAGCUGAAAUUUUGUACACACGUUUAGAUUGGAUGACAAUUCAUUAUUAUGAACAUGACUUGAUGGUGUACCCAAGAACGGCUUAAAACGUGGCAACUCCUCAGCGGUUUACUGCGCGGAAAUAAUAUUUUUGUCACACAUUGAAUGAAAUAAGAUCUUUCUGGCAAAAAUAAAAUGCUUGUGUCAAAAAUUUCAUUUUUGUAAAGACAUUUUUUUUUUUUCGUUCUGAGCUCCU
Molecule: messenger RNA, 2641 nt
Organism: Plodia interpunctella (Indianmeal moth)
Lineage: Eukaryota; Metazoa; Arthropoda; Insecta; Lepidoptera; Pyralidae
Gene: Art7
Product: Arginine methyltransferase 7
Exons: 9
Coding region: 100-2250 (716 amino acids)
Biological process (GO): peptidyl-arginine methylation
Molecular function (GO): protein-arginine omega-N monomethyltransferase activity
Source: RefSeq, a predicted model, not a curated record